Messenger RNA from Pseudomassariella vexata, 2094 nucleotides. RefSeq lists its product as uncharacterized. Gene Ontology annotation, cellular component: nucleus; nuclear chromosome; SWI/SNF complex. Gene Ontology annotation, biological process: regulation of transcription by RNA polymerase II; chromatin remodeling. Gene Ontology annotation, molecular function: transcription coregulator activity. The coding region runs from base 1 to 2094 and encodes 697 amino acids. NCBI's taxonomy places the organism in Eukaryota, Fungi, Ascomycota, Sordariomycetes, Amphisphaeriales, Pseudomassariaceae. The transcript has 5 exons. The record is from RefSeq and is a predicted model, not a curated record.
AUGGCGACAAAGCAGGACUCCGAGACGGCCUCUGGCGCCGCGACUGGCGCUGCUGCCGCGUCGUCCUCAGCAUCAACCGCCAAAUCGGAACGCUCGUCGACAUCGACUCCAAAGGACAAGUCAGAUGCGCCCGAUGCGAACACCAGCACCCUAGCCGUGCACGAAACAGAACACUUCAACCAGUAUCUCAUAAAUCAAUAUGUGACGAGGGAUCACAUCCAUGCAGCUGCUAUUGAUAGUGAUAAGGAUCGACUGUAUAAGCACAACAUACGCGCUUCUAAGACUAUUGCAGACUACAAACUGCUGUACGGGGAGGGCUACAGUGGAUUUGGCAAUGGGCGCACAGAGAUUGGAGGACCUGCGAGGCUCUUGUAUCCCCAACAAAAGCCGAGGCCAGGCAAGCGGUCGACAGCCUUAUUGAAAUGGAGUAGGAAGGAUAUGAAGCAGCAGGCCGAGCAACAUGAGGAGCUGGUCCCAGUACGUCUGGAUGUAGACUGGGACAAAAUCAGGCUGCGUGACACCUUCACAUGGAAUCUUCAUGAGCGUAUAAUUGCUCCUGAGCUUUUCGCCAUGCAACUGGUCGAGGAUAUGGGUUUGAAACCACCCGCUGCUCAACCUGUUUACGAUCAGGCUCUGCAGCAGAUACAUGAGCAACUCAACGACUUCUACCCGUUUGUUUUCUCCGAUGAAGAUGCUUUGGACCCGGAGCUGCCCUAUUCUGCUUGGAAAAAUGACGAGAUGAGAAUAUUGGUCAAAUUGAACAUCACUAUCGGGCAGCACACGCUAGUGGACCAGUUUGAGUGGGAAAUCAACAACCCAUUAAACUCCCCCGAGGAGUUUGCGGCGAGCAUGGCAAAGGAACUAUCUCUUAGUGGGGAAUUUGCCACUGCCAUUGCUCAUUGCAUCCGGGAGCAGACUCAACUCUUUACACGGAGUCUACCCGUUGAGGACCCCGAUCUGGUGGCCGCAUUCCUCCCCUCGCCAUUAACUUCAGUCUUCAGGCCCCAGCAGCAAGCAAAGGAAUAUGCCCCAUACUUGUAUGAGCUCAGCGAAGCAGAAUUAGAGAGGAAUGAGGUCAUAUUCCAGCGCGAGCAACGGAGACAAAAGAGGUCCGUCAACAGACGAGGCGGGCCCUCGUUGCCGGAUUUGAAGGAGAGGCAGCGAACCAUUCGCACGCUCGUGGUGUCGUCAACAUUACCUGGAGCGGCCACAAAUAUUGAGGAAAGCAGACUGUACAAAAGGGUUGCCGGUGCUACAGGCAGGGGCAAGAGGCCAGGCGUCCGAGACGGCGACUUGUCUGAUUCGGAUGACAGCGACGACUCAUCGCCUGAUUCACCUGCCGCAUCCCAGCCGGCAGGCACCGUCAGAACGCGAGGCAUCCGGGGCGCUGCGUCGGCCGCGCAACAACGAAUGGCCAAUUUGGGCCGUUCUGAAACCCCUGAAGCCACGAUACACCAUCAUGAGACCCGAACAUCCAGGAGAUUCGGGCGCGAACUAACGCGGGAUGGGACAGAAGAACCACAGCACCUAUGGGUAUCUCUGAAAGUUAGCAAGGAGAAGCUAAGGAAACUUUUUCGCGACAUGAAAAUGAAGCAGAGCUCUCCGUCCGGAUCCCAAACACCCUCCCAAUCCCAUACUCGAGCGCCAAGCGCAUCCGCACAAACCACUAUGCCUCCCCCUUCUACUCCUAAUGCCUCCAGCACUGUCGCGGCUCCUGCAAAUACUCCUAGCAACGGCGCCCCGGCCCCGCCUGCGGAGGGUGUGCCCAAUCCUCCCCCUCCCCCAGCCUGGCUCACCCAAGCGUUGAAGAAUUUCGAACAACAAGAUGCCUACAAGAACGACCGAUUUGAAGGCAUCAUGCGCUAUACAGCAUUGGAUGCCACGACGGGAAUGACUUGUGCCAUGCCGCAAGCUGGCCAACCAACACCUCCCAACGUCCGCUUCUAUUUCCUGCCGCGGAUUCGCUGUCUUGACUGCCCCGGCAAGCUCUAUACACCCGGACCUGACACAGCUGCCGGAAACUUUGAGAUACACCUGAAAAAUCGCCAGCAUCGCGAGAAGGUUGAGGCACGCGUGAACGGCACCCGGCAAUAG